AUGCCCUCAACCGCCCGCCCCCUCCUCGCCGCCGCGACUGCCGCUGGGCUCGUGUGGUGGUGGCUCCGGAGGCGAGCAGACAGAGCGCUCGAGGUCACGUCAAAGCCGGACUGGGUGAGCACCCUCAUUCACGGCGACGUCAGUCCCGGCUUCGAGGCGGUGCGAGACGAGUUUAUAGAGAACUUUCGCAGGCGAGGGGAGGUCGGGGCCGCGGUCUGCAUCUUUUAUCGCGGCAAGAAAGUGGUCGACCUCUGGGGCGGCUACCGCGAUCGCCGCUCGCAGGCGCCGUGGGAGAGAGACACGCUCGUCAACGUCUUCUCAACCACCAAGGGAAUCGCGAGCCUCGCCACCGCCCUGCAGCACUCGCGGGGCCUGCUCGAGCUGGACGCGCCCGUGAGCCGCUACUGGGAGGACUUUUCGGCCAAUGGCAAGGAGAAGGUCACCGUGCGCCAGCUCAUCUCCCACAUGGUCGGACUGGCGGCCAUCGACGAGCCAAUCACCGUUGAGAUGCUGGAGGACGUCGUCCGCACGUACCGGUGCAUUGCGCGGCAGCGGAUGGAGUGGGCCGAGCCGGGCGAGCACCACGGGUACAUGGCGCAGACCCUGGGCUGGUACGAGAGUGCGCUAGUGCACUACACGGACCCGUCCCGGCGCAGCAUCGGCAGAUUCAUCGCGGACGAGAUCUGCGCCCCCCUGGGCUGCGCCAACGAGCUCUACGUUGGCCUCCCCUCCACUGUCCCAGACGACCGCCUCGCGACGCUCGAGGUCUUCUCGCUAUUCCAGACAUUGCUCCACCUCGACUCGAUGCCUCGCAAGUUUGUGGAGCGGCUCCUCUUCCACCCGAAGUCGUACACGGCACGCUCCUUUUUGAAUCCAAAGGAGCUGGGCAACCUCGAGAACUACAACUCGCGGCGGAUGAGGGCGCUCGAGAUGCCCGCGGCGAACGGGCACGCAACAGCACGCGCUCUGGCGAGCUGCUACAGCGCGGUGGAGCGGGCGAUCAGCCGGAACGAGAUGGUGGCCCGUGGGUCCGUCGCGGGGUCGAGCAACGUGCUUGGCUUGCGAGCGGCAACGCUAGAGGCGUUGCAGGCGCCGGCGGUGAAGGCCACGAAGGGGGGGUGGCACGACGAGGUGCUGCAGACGGACACGGCGAUGUCCAUGGGCUACCUCAAGCCGAACGAUUUUUCGCCGUUCGGAUCGGACGAGCGCGCCUUUGGGACGCCCGGGGCGGGCGGCAACAACGCGUUUGUGGACCCGUCCUCCGGGUUGGCAUUCGCGUACGUCGAGAAUCGGAUGGGCUUCUUCAUUGUGGACGACCCGCGAGAGUACGCGCUCCGCGCGCGCAUGUACGAGUGCGUCGUCAAGCUGCGCGCCGCCGAGGGCCUUCCCGACACGAUCAGCGCGGCACCGAGCGGGUGGACGCGCUCGUGCCUCCAGCCGGGGAGCGUCACCGAGAAGUGGCUCGAGAGGCACCCGGGGAUGGGGCUUCAAGGGGGGUGA
This is a messenger RNA of Emiliania huxleyi CCMP1516, 1500 nucleotides long. RefSeq lists its product as hypothetical. The record is from RefSeq and is a predicted model, not a curated record. The coding region runs from base 1 to 1500 and encodes 499 amino acids. The transcript is spliced from 2 exons. Lineage: Eukaryota; Haptophyta; Isochrysidales; Noelaerhabdaceae.